Molecule: messenger RNA, 613 nt
Organism: Closterium sp. Naga37s-1
Lineage: Eukaryota; Viridiplantae; Streptophyta; Zygnematophyceae; Desmidiales; Closteriaceae
Source: the annotation of a GenBank genome assembly
ACAACUGUGAUGCGGUGAAAUGUGGGCCUGGUGGCAACUGCACGAGGGAUGUGAACGGAAAUCCAUCCUGUAGUUGCAGCACUGGUUUUAAGCUGUCUUUUGACAAGCUCUCUUGCAUUGAUUCUAAAUGCUUUGCUCUAGGCUGCUCGCCGGGUGGGACUUGUGCGAAGGAUAACAGCACUGGAUUGCUCUAUUGUAAAUGGGACACGCCAUGUGGCAGGUGCCCCACUGGAGCCACCUGCAAUACCACACUCGAAAUAAUGGAAAAUUCCCUUGCUCCGUACUGCGUGUGUCCUGCUGGCUAUGGCAUGACUCAAGACGCUUGCAUCAAAGGUGGCGUGUCUACGGUGGGAGCAGCUAGUAUGACGUUCGAUAGCGACCAAGUAAGAGACGGUGGAUCCCGCCCGUACACUGUGCGUGCCAACAUCAAUACAUGCACGCCAGUUCCCAAGGAGAGGGUUGGCAACUUCACGAGACGAUACUUAGUGUUCAAUACAAACGACGGCACGCCGCUCUUCAGGUCACGCGAAUACUGGACCGGCAACAACUGUACGGGGGAGCUUCUGCUUGACAGGAGAAUGCCAAUCACUCCUUUAUUUGCACAACUCAUCAG